Molecule: messenger RNA, 7063 nt
Organism: Maniola jurtina (meadow brown)
Lineage: Eukaryota; Metazoa; Arthropoda; Insecta; Lepidoptera; Nymphalidae
Product: oxysterol-binding protein-related protein 3-like
Exons: 26
Coding region: 353-6619 (2088 amino acids)
Cellular component (GO): plasma membrane; cytosol; perinuclear endoplasmic reticulum
Molecular function (GO): cholesterol binding
Source: RefSeq, a predicted model, not a curated record
CUCACAGCUGUCACAAUCGGAAAAACCUUGAUGGUUCGUCGAAGUCGACUGUCGAAUCGAAUGUCGAUCUUUCUUCAAUCUUUCAAAAUGGUGCGUUAUUCUCGCGGGUUUCUUUCUAAAUUAAAUGGAUUAUUGUGAAAAUGAAUUGAAAUUCUAAAUUCUCAAGUGCGUUCUACUCUUCCGGGUUCUCAUAAAUUGCAAGUGCGGUGUGUUACAUAGUUGCGUGAGCGUGAAGAAAUAUAUCAGCCUGCAGUACCUCAAUUAAUUUUCGCCUGUGAUGUUAAAAAUUGUUAUUUAAAGCUUCUUACUGGACUUAAGAUGGUUCCUGUCGGGCGGCUGUAGCGGGAGGAACAUGUCGCAGAGCGGCCUCAAGCAUGUCGCUACCGAGCCCACGCGCCUUGAGAGCAAGCGGGAGAGACGGCGCGGCGCUGCAGGUCGGGCGGCCGCGCUGCGCCGGGCGCCGUCGGAUUCGGACUGCUCCGGCGAGACGGCGUCCCUCUCCGCCGACAGCGGAGACCGCUCCGUGAGACCCGCGCCGCCGCCGCCGAGGAGCGGCAAGAGUAGAAGCCGUCGACGUGGCAGCGAAUGGGAAGUUCUAGAAGGGUUGAAGGAUGGCCAGCGAUUCGAGAAACGUCCAGAAGUCUUCAACGGGUACCUUCACAAAAAGCGCAAGUGGCCGCUAAAAGGAUGGCACAAGCGUUUCUUCGUAGUAGACGGCGGUAUACUAGUCUACGCUCGCUCCCCCACGGACGUGGCGCGAGGUCGGCUUCACGGCUCCGUGGACGUGGGGCUGUCCGUUAUAUCAGCGAAGGCGCGACGGCGGCGGAUAGACAUCGACGCGGACGAGUUUAUAUACCACUUGAGGGCCAAGACGCCGGACGUCUUCAGGACGUGGCUGAAUGUGUUGAAAGCUCAUAGGUUAUACAGACAGCAUUUGCUGACGUUUGGUGCCCGAGAAUCAGUUCCUAAAAUCCAUGCCCCACUUGAAGAUUUGCCCCCUACGGAUACAUCGUCACAUACUUCCGAUUUAAACAACUUAGAAAGCUCUUUGGAAAUCAUUCAAAAUCCUUGGGAAGUACCAGAGACGCUGGCCUAUCCAGUUUUCACUUUUCCUCCUAGGCUGCAUGACUUUACUCCCAAAUGUAAUUAUCUUCCCAACAUUAAUGAAGCACAAACCCCUAUAAAAGCUUGGAUUUAUAAUACUAAAGACAAUCAACUUAUUCCUAUGACGUACAACCCUUUUGAAGAUCAAUAUUUUACAAGCGAAACUCACAAAAGUUUGUGCUCAAUGAAUUAUGUCCAAGAAACAUACGAAGAAAUUGUAACCAAAAAUUUUGAAAAUAAAUCGCUGGACACAUCUCGUCGAACUACUGAUGCUGAAAAACAAAUACAUAGCACUGACUUAGAAUCCAAUUUUAAUUUGCCUGAUCAUAAGUCCUUUUUGUUGAGUGAAUAUUCUCUAAACUCUCCUGAUCGUAAGUUAUAUUCACUAACUAAUGUUAAUGAACAUACACUUAGAGAUAUGGAAUUUAAAAAUAUAAAAAAUAACAGUAUUAACGAGAAAGAAUCACAAGUAAUUGAAAAUACCCAAACAGUUUUAUUUUUCUGUCACAAAAAUCGAGCAAUAUGUAAUCCAAUUAUCAGAAAAAGCAAAAAGUCUACUAAUCUUGUCAAAUACAAGAAUUUACUAGAUGAACCACCUCUUGAUAAGCCAUUAAAUAAAUUUAUGAUAUUGGGAAAGUAUAAAGGGCCUAGAGCGAUUGACAUAGAAAAUAUAGGUGAAUAUGAAGCUCCAAUAAAACAUUUGAACAUUCAAGUUAAAGUACACAAUACGGAACACAAAGGACUGCAAAAUACAUUGGCUGCUUCAGAAUACGACGCUAUUGCAGAAAAACUUAUGGUUUCAAUUUUUGAAAACUUUAGAAGUAGUAGUGAAUUAAAUAGAAAUGUUACUAUAAAGACCUAUGUUAACCAAAUUGUAAAAGAGCUUUACGAUAUUAAAUUAGAACGCUCAAAUGUUCAUCCAGUUAAGAAUUUAUUUAGAUGUUUAUUAGAGUAUUGGUUAAAUAAUACUUCAUCUGCAGACUUCAAGCAAAUAAACAAAAUGACUAAAUCGAUAGAAAGACAGUCCAAUCAUUUUUUUGCCAAAGAUGAAACAACGUCUAAGUCCGUGAUAGCGAGCGUCACAAAAGCCGUUCAAUUUUAUGGCAUCAGUAACAUGAGCAAAGAAAAAGCGAAAAAAAGUGAUGAUAGAGACAUCAAAUAUAGAGUCAAAAAAUAUAAACUACCCUACAAAGUAAAUAACAGUUUCGAAGUAGAAAGACGCAUCCAAGAACUUGAAAGAAUUUUGAGAAACACCGUUUAUGUGUGUGAAACUGUGCGUAGCACCCACAAUAGAGAAGAUGACAUUAAAAUAACUAAAACACUUAUUGACAAUCUCGAUAAACUAUCUCAUGAAAAAACUGCAGAGCAAUCAAAUCAAGGAAAUCCUUUUCAAAAUUCUAAUUCCUCUAAUGAAUUACCAGAUAUGCAAGAAACAAUCGAUCAUCGCAUUAGUGAAACAUCUAUACCUCCUGAUUUUGCUAAAGAAUUUUUAGCUGCAUAUUUAGAUCUGCUACAUGAGAAUGAAAAUAAUCGUGAUAGUGAUUCAACUACAGAAGACGUUCAAAUAGAUAAAUGUGGACCCAAAAGUGACGUUCAAGCUGAAUCUAUACAAAAGAAAGUAUCAAUUAGCAUAUCUACAAAAAAUGUUAUGAAUGAAAAUAUUAAACAAAAUACAGAGCAGCUUAUUGACCCUGGCCAAUUAUAUUUGAAGAACUUUCUAGAUCAAAUAACUGCAACUUUUUCUAUAGAUGGCAAAAAUAAAACAAUUAAUCAAAAUCCCGUAAGUAAAAAUCCUCAUAUAGAACUAAAUAUUGAUGACUGCUAUGUAACUGAUUCUAAUAAAAUAUUUAAUUCAUAUCCAAUCGAUUCGUAUUCUGACAUUCAAAAUCCUUUCAUUGACAUUGAUAAUUACGGAACAAAUGGUAAGAGACAACUACAUCCAUAUAAAAGUAGCAUAGAUAGCUAUGAUGACAACAUUCGCUUUCACCAUAUCGAGCUGAAUCCAUCUUUAAGUGAUGGUACGUCUAAAGCGUAUCGUCCAGAUACACCUUUCAUAGAUACUAAAGCAUAUCAUGCAUUUAACGACGAUGUAAGUUUUGAGCAAGUAGAUCAAAAUACAAUGCAAAAUAACAGUAUAAUUGUUGAUGAAGGUCCUAAAUCAGUUUAUAUUAUGUGCUUAAAAAGAGCUGCUCUAACAUCUAACUUUGAGUCUAAGAGAAAUCAUAUAAAACGUAAUAGAAAUACAGCUCAUUCACCGGAAGAAGGGCCUAGUUGUUCUUCACCUAGAGAAUAUCAAGAAGAUAGACCCAUUUUGGAAAAGAUUCCUAAACUGAUAGAUGAACAAUUCAUCCUACAACUUUUAGGAAAUGUGUGUGCACUGUCUAAAAACUUGCCCACUUUACACAAAGAUAUCAAUAGUUUAUAUUUAAAAUUGUAUAGAAAACACGAGAAACUCCUUAUGAAUUGCAAAAAAGUUCAGGGUGUAGGCCUUUUAGGUAAAAUUUAUAAUGACGACACAAAUAUGAAGAAUACCGAAGACAACGAAACACAAUUUGUUGAAAGCAUCUGCCCUGUAAUGAUUGCAAAUGCAGUGAACAACACUACUAACACUAGUAGUUAUAUGAUUGAAAAGAAUGCCAAUGAUAUAGCUGUAAAGGAAUGUGCUGUAACAAAUAGACUUUUGGAUAAAUGCACACAAAUUGACUUCAGUCCAAAUAUUAAUGGCACAAAAUACACAGUAGAUUUACUGAAUAUGUUUUGUACAAACAGCACUCAAACAGACACAUUUUCUAGUCUGUGCAGCGACACAUUAAUUAAAACAAAAAAAAGGGCAACUUUGAACUGCAAACCUACCAGAGAUUGUGCAAUAGGCACAGAACCAGCAGUCAAAAGCUUUUUUGACAAAAUCAGUUCGAAAAGUUUCCGAUUCUGGAAUUCAGACAUCCAAGACAGAACAAAAAAAAUUAUAAAUUUUGACAAAGAGAUUAAAGCUGAUCCAAUCAAUAAAAAAGCUAAAAAGGAAAGGAAACCACCGCCAAAGGUUAGGGAGGAGUUGAUCAAAGAAAUCACUCUUCUGUCAUCAUCUUUCAAUAUGAACACUCAAUCUCAGACAGAUAUAAAACGGCGUUGGUUGAAAGAGAAGACCAGACAAGAUUACAAUGUAUAUCAAUUCUUCAUGGGUCAGAACUAUUACAAACCUAAAAGAUCUUAUUCAAUGCAAAACGCUACAUCUUCUCUUAAGCUAGAAGACAGUGACGAUCUUAAAACUAUAUUCAGAUGUUCCAGCGAACCUUCCUAUUGUUCCGGGCUCAUAAGCCCCGCGUCGCCGCUGCGCGGGCCGCAGGCGGGAUUCGUAUCUGGUACGCCGGGAGGACGACUAGCCGGAUGGAGUAUAGAAUCUGGCGGGCCUCUGGACAGCGUGUCGCGCGAGCUGGGGCAAGCGCAGCUGUCUCUGCAGCAACUGCAGGGGUAUCUUGACGCAUUGGAGCUGCAUCAGCAGACGCACCAUGAUACUGACGUAUCACUGGAAGGUGCGUCUCCAAACGUCAAGAAAGAUCGCCGCAAGUUCGGCCUGCGCAAGAAGAAGUCCAGCAACAAAUGUGCUUCCGCAGAACUGGCGCCGCCUCACAUGGACCCUUCCAACUCUCAUAUGGCUCUCUCCGCUCUAACAGCACCACCGUCCCCAGGGGGCGGGGCCUCAUCUAUCCCCGCCUCCGCAGCCUCGCUCCCUAUUGUGUUUCUAUCCAACUUUCUGGCCUCCACUUUAGUUCCAUGUGCAGCGACCAGACCUCAAUCGUUGCCGGGCGCGGAAGCCCUCAAUGCGCCCGCCAGCCUUUGUAGCCUGACUCCCGACCAACAGCUGAGGGAAGACUUCACAGUGCUCGCUAAAGACCUGGUCUGCAGUCUCAAGAAUGUUGUGGCCACACUGGUGCGGGAACGCGGGCGGGCGCGGGCGGAGUCGGAAGGCACUCCACUGCUGACCGCGCUACGCACAGAUCUCUCUUCCGCGUUACAGCAGAACUCCGUGUGUCACGCAGAGUUGCGCUCGCGCCUCACGCGCAUCCACGACGCGUCCGACCUCGCAGAGCUCUCCUCCAUGGGGCAUAACUCGCCACCGAAUCGUCCAUUCCAACACUCCCUAAGCUACAGUUCGUCGUGCGUGUCCGCUUCGGAGUUCUUCGACGCGGAAGAACACGAGGAGAACCACAAGCAGAACCAAAUCCUUGACGCUGAUGAGGCAGGCGUGAUAGAAUUAGAUGGGGACUCUACCUCCGAAGCUGGCUCUCUCAGCAGUGAAGAUGGUUCCGCGAGCUCAGACAACUCCGAUGCAGCGACGGUAACAGCAGAGCAGUCAACGCUGCGGCUGAACGAGCACGGGCCGCACUCGUGGGUGCGCCGCACGCGGCUGCCGCACCCGCGCCCGUCGCCCGGCGGGCCCAGCCUGUGGAACCUGCUCUACAAGAACAUCGGCAAGGAUCUCAGCCAGAUAUCCAUGCCCGUCACUAUCAACGAGCCGCUCAACAUGCUACAGAGGUUGUGCGAAGAGCUGGAAUACUCAGAAUUACUAGACGCGGCAGCCAAAAGUGUAGAUGCGGUGGAGCGAUGUGCGUUAGUGGCGGCGUUCGCGGUCAGUGCGUACGCGGCCGCGGCGAACCGCGCGGCGUCCAAGCCCUUCAAUCCGCUACUGGCUGAGACGUACGAGUGCGUGCGAGCCGACAGGGCGUUUAGAUUCAUUGCUGAACAGGUAUCUCAUCAUCCGCCCAUAUCGGCGUGUCACGCUGAAUCACCUCGCUGGGUGUUCUGGCAGGAGGCGCGCAUCAAAACUAAAUUCUGGGGCAAAUCCAUGGAGUUCCAGCCCGCGGGGCGCGUCCACGUCAAACUGUUGACCACGGGCGACCAUUACAGUUGGAACAAGGUGACGACCUGCGUGCACAACUUGUUCGGCGGCCAGCGCUGGGUGGACCAGUACGGCGACAUGCACAUCACGUGCCACGGAACCGACAUCGGAUGCAAGCUUAACUUUAUUAAGGCAAGUUCGUGGUCCAGCAGUAGACACGAGGUUCGCGGCGCGGUGACGGAAGGUGGAAGCGGCACUCGGUUGCGCUUGGCGGGGCGAUGGUCGGAGGCGCUAUAUGCCGGGGACCCACCCGCCGCCCGGUGUUUAUGGAGGCCUGGUGCGAUGCCUCCGGAACACGAGCUUUAUUAUGGUUUCACUCGGUUCGCGAUGGAGCUGAAUGAGAUGGAGCCCGGCAUGAGAGACGUGCUGCCACAUACUGAUACGAGACUCAGACCAGACCAGCGCGCGUUGGAAGAGGGGGACGUGGAGUCCGCGGAGCAGUUCAAGCAUCAGCUCGAGCAGUCGCAGCGAGAGAGGAGGCGGGACUGUCCCGAACACGCGCCCGCCUGGUUCCGGAGAGUUCUAGAAGGCAGUGAGGAGAUGUGGUCGUUCACGGGCGAGUACUGGAAGGCGCGAGAGGCCGGCUUCCCCGCUCUGCAGGCGCCGCGCCUGUGGUGACUGCGCCCCGUACUGCACCCAUUACCGCAGCGCGAGGUGCUCUGCUAGGUUGUGCUUCGCUUAGCGUUCUAGCUUUACAUUAAACCGUUCUAGCCUUCACUCCAUACUCGUUACGCACGCGAAACGUACGGCACUGCGAGAACUCAUUGGUAUACGUAUGUGAAAUUGGAAGGGUUCAAAUUCAUUUUUACGAAUUAAGUUUUCUUUUUAAAAAAAUAAUUUCUAGUUAAAACACCCUAAUUAUCAAAUGAAUUCAUUUUAUACCAUUUGGUAUACUAAAUAAUAUUAAUUUACAACUAUCAAAUUUUGUCGUAACCGACGUUUUAAGUCGCGUCGCGUUUCAAAAAUAUGUACAGAUGUUUCACGAAGACCGUUUGACAAAUGGCCGUAUUCACAAUCAUUACUAUGAGGUCUCACAGUGCGCUCGAACGCAUAGUGUAGGUU